GUCAAGUAAAUGUCAAGUGAAACGUCAAAUAUCGCACAUGCAUUUUAUCACACAUGCAGGGAAGUUGUUAGUUUAUUUAGUAAAUAAAAGCGAUGUCUUCGAGCUCAGAAUCAAACAACGAGGAUGUUCCAAAUGAGGAAAGCAGCCACGACGAAGAAUCCGACGAUGAAAGAUUGAAAAUACGUGAGGAACUGAGCUCAAUGUCUUUCGAAAAUCUGAUCAAACUCAAGGAGAAACUUGGAUCCAAAGUGUACAAUGAGACUGUGUUCGGAGGCACGGAACGUGUCAAAAAAUCGGUAAAAAAGGAGUUUAAACGCGAAAAUAAAAAUCGUCCACGAGAAAUGACCUCCAAGCGACCAGUGCCCCUGCUCGGAAAUGAGAAAAUCAAAGCAAAGGCAUCGACUCGCACAGUUAGCGAUCCUCGGUUCGAUCCGAAUUGCGGAGAAUUCAAUGCGACAAAGUUCAGAGAGAAUUUUAGUUUUGUUGCCGAUAUUAAGGCCAAGGAAUUGAGCGAACUGAAGGCUCAACUCAAGGAGAGUACAGAUCCGAAGGAAGUGAAAAAAUUGAAAUAUUUAAUUCAGCGGAUGCAGAACCAAAAUUUGGAGGAAAAGAAACGAAAAGACCGAGAACAUCUGUUGGACGAGGAGAAACAGGAGAUUAAACGGGCGAAAACGGAAAUGAAAAUGCCACUCUACAGCAGUACCAAGGAACGAAAAGCUCGUCAGCUGGUCUCACAGUAUAUGGAAUUGAAAGAUUCUGGCAAACUGGACAAACACUUGGAAAAACGCCGCAAAAAGAAUUUGGCCAGAGACAGAAAGAAAGUCGAUUUCGAUUAAAGUUUCAUUUUA
Messenger RNA from Bradysia coprophila, 848 nucleotides. RefSeq names its product ribosomal RNA processing protein 36 homolog. NCBI's taxonomy places the organism in Eukaryota, Metazoa, Arthropoda, Insecta, Diptera, Sciaridae. Gene Ontology annotation, biological process: maturation of SSU-rRNA from tricistronic rRNA transcript (SSU-rRNA, 5.8S rRNA, LSU-rRNA). Gene Ontology annotation, cellular component: 90S preribosome; nucleolus. The record is from RefSeq and is a predicted model, not a curated record.